AUGGCUGUGACCCAGGCCUCUGCUCCCCAAUGGGUGUGGCAGCCCAGAGCCAUGGCUCUCGUGAGUUGUUUAUGUGGCGCUUGAGGCUACAAGUCCAAGUAUCUUCAGCUCAAGAAGCAGUUAGAAGAUGAGAUCUCCCUCUCCCCCGGGGCUUUGGAUAUCUGCAGCAAGAGAACUCCCCAGGCCACUGGGUUCUUUGAAGUAAUGGUAGCCGGGAAGUUGAUUCACUCUAAGAAGGAAGAUGAUGGCUACGUGGACACAGAAAACACGUGUCUGAAGCUGGUGGCCGCCAUCAAAGCCGCCUUGACUCAGGGCUAAUGUGCCCUGAAGGCAG
This is a messenger RNA of Chlorocebus sabaeus (green monkey), 334 nucleotides long. RefSeq names its product selenoprotein W (gene SELENOW). The record is from RefSeq and is a predicted model, not a curated record. Lineage: Eukaryota; Metazoa; Chordata; Mammalia; Primates; Cercopithecidae. Gene Ontology annotation, cellular component: cytosol.